UCGUGCGUCUUCGGAUGACUCAGGCGCCCAGCGGCGACGCCGUAUAUAAAACUCUCCACCCGCCUGCCUGCCGGCAGAGUCAGACUACGAAGAGAAACGGGAGAGAGAGGGAAGGGAUAUAGAUAGAAGAGUCGCUUGAUUGAUUGAUUGAAGGGCGGCAGAUCGAUCCGGAGACAAACUUGGAAGGUUCGCGGCGGGACCAGCUCGGCUCGUGGAUGAUGGGAAAGCUCCGCGGCUCCGUGAUGCCCAUGGAUCCUCUGGGCAAAGCCGGGCUCUUGUGCCAAGCGUGCGGGUUUCUCUUGGUCAACCCGCAACAGGCGGGAUGCGGGCAUCGCUACUGCCGGAGAUGCGUGAAAGGGCUCUUCAGGGACUCAGAGAGAAUAGUCUCCUGCCUCACGUGUAAGGAGAUCUUGCAUCUCAAAGAGUUCCACUCUGACAAAGCAGCAGAGAACGACGCCCUCGACACACAGAUCGGCUGCCCAAAUUUUGACUGCAGGUGGACGGGGACUCUGAAAUCAUACCAGGAGCAUUUAUGCCACCCCGAGGCUCCUAUCGGAACUACAAAAAAUGCCACUUUGAUUCCUGAAGACCAAAAUGAGAAUAAAGAGAAAGAAGCACACUGGAGCGUCACUGCCCCUAUUAUGGGCAGUCCUUCACUGAACAUUGAUGCUGUCCAGCUGCGUAUGGAGGCCCUGGAGCUAAUGGUUGCAUCUUUGCGCCGGCAGCUGAAUCAACAAGUCUCCAAUGUGAAAACUCUCCAACACUCCUGUUCCCAGUAUGAGGAGCUGCUCAAAAAUUCUCAGGAAACACGUAAUAGUCCUCAUGGAGCCAAAGGUUUUGGACCCUCCGUGCAAGAGCUGGCCAGCACUGACGGAAUCUUGAUUUGGAAGGUAGAGAAUUUCUCCAAACUCCUGAAAGAUGCCAAAAGUGGGAAGAGGCAUUCCAUCUUCUCUCCGGCGUUCGCCACCCAUCCUUUCGGAUACCGCCUCUACGUCCGACUGUACCCUGAUGGAGAUGGUGUAGGCAAAGGUGGCCACCUUUCGCUCUUCCUGGCUUUGGCCAAAGGUCCUUACGACGACAUUCUGCCUUGGCCUUUUCGACAGAAGGUCACCUUCUCUCUCUUGGAUCCCACACGAAGGAAGUCACCCCUGAUGGAGACCUUCCUCCCAGAUCCCCAGAGCACCUCUUUCCAGCAGCCUCACCAGAAACUCAAUGUUGCCAGUGGAAGCCCUCUAUUUACCAGCCACGCUGAGAUUCCCAGCUACCUCAAGGAUGACACGCUCUUCCUCAAAAUAGCGGUGGAUCUGACGGGGAUAGACUUUUAAUGCUGGGAAAGAGACGGAGAGAUUUCUAUGGUGAACUUAAGCUGUGUUUCCAUUACUUUUGAUACUUACAUUUUUUUAAUCGAAUCUCUUUCCCCCACCUUUACUACCAUCCAACUGUGUCAACCACAAUUUCUGUUUCAAAACGGACCGUCAACGGAGCUUCUCAGGGUCAUCUAAAACCUACUUGAAAUCACAGGAAAUUGGUCCUUCGUUAUCCUCAGGCUGAGGUUGGGCAUCCAUUAAACAUUACAGCCCUCAUGGGAUUUUUAUAGCCAGCUAUUGGAGAAUGUCUCUUAAACGCAGAGAAAUGUGGGAUAUGUUUUUCAGUGGUCAAGGAUGUCAAAUCGUUAUCAUCAUCGUCCUCUUUUAAUGACCCCAUAAUCCUUUGCUGGGUGGAGUCCCGGGUAACUGAAUGGAGCUGAGUGUUAACUGGCCUGCUGCCCUUCCUGUCACCAAUAUGGAGUUUUGUUCAGCAGAUAUAUUCUCGGUGUGCUCAGAGUGAGAAAUAUCUGCCUGUGAAAUAUCCGUGAACUCACAGCCUCCUGAUUGUUUUGUGAGUGCUGCACCUCUAGGCCAUCGCACCACUCGUCAAGGAUGUCAAAUGCCUUCCUAUGAAUAUCCAAUCCUGAGUAAUAACUACUAUAUUUAUCUGGGAAAAAAGCCCAGCUUCCUCAAGAUCAGAACAUUACAAUGGGACAGUUAAAUUGAUAAACCAGGAAGAUCAGUUUUUGCUAUCUGUUAACCUGUGAUGUGGCAAUCCAAGGGCAUGUUCCUUAUAGACAAAGUAGAAUAAUUUGUAAAAAAUAAUAAUCAUAUCCAAAGUGCAGAUGUUGAGCUCUCUUGUUACAUUGCUUUCAGUUUGUUAAAAACUGAACAUUUGGCAUAAAAAGAUGAAACAGAAAGAUUUUCCACUGAUGAGCCUUUAUGAUAAGUUAUUACGUAUGGGAAUUACAAAAAAAAAUAGGAUGUUUGCAGUGGUAUAUUGUUACUUGUGUAUGUGUGCAUUUGAGUAGUGUUUACCUAUUAAAUAUUAGCAUGGAUUGAAGGAACCUGAUUGUUUUAAAACACCAAUUUUAACUGUUAAUUAUAUCCAUAGCACUAUUUAUGGAAAAGGGACUUUGCAAUAACAACUAAGGAUUUUGAGAUAUAUUAUCCUUAGUCUUGACAUUUUUUUCUACCUCGCAUUCUUAUUUAUUUACAACUCUGGUAUUUAUUAUAUAAGAGUACCUUUGUACUGAUAUGCGAAUAAAACAUUAAAGUAUAUUUAUAUGAUUGAUGAAAAGUGUUUUACGUCGACUAUUAUACAAGAAAAUACUGGAAAUAUAUUAGCGAACUGAUGUUUGAUUUUGCUGUUCCACUA
This is a messenger RNA of Thamnophis elegans (Western terrestrial garter snake), 2685 nucleotides long. Its product is annotated as TNF receptor-associated factor 2-like. Gene Ontology annotation, biological process: positive regulation of JNK cascade; regulation of canonical NF-kappaB signal transduction; protein K63-linked ubiquitination. Lineage: Eukaryota; Metazoa; Chordata; Lepidosauria; Squamata; Natricidae. Bases 216 to 1325 code for a protein of 369 amino acids. The record is from RefSeq and is a predicted model, not a curated record. Gene Ontology annotation, molecular function: protein binding; zinc ion binding. The transcript is spliced from 5 exons. Gene Ontology annotation, cellular component: plasma membrane signaling receptor complex.